Messenger RNA from Hypoxylon trugodes, 1505 nucleotides. RefSeq names its product NAD(P)-binding protein. Bases 334 to 1107 code for a protein of 257 amino acids. The transcript has 2 exons. The record is from RefSeq and is a predicted model, not a curated record. Gene Ontology annotation, molecular function: oxidoreductase activity, acting on the CH-OH group of donors, NAD or NADP as acceptor. NCBI's taxonomy places the organism in Eukaryota, Fungi, Ascomycota, Sordariomycetes, Xylariales, Hypoxylaceae.
AGUUUUGUGCAAAAGCCACUGAUAGAGAUCUAAUUGGUCCGAUAACGGAAUUAGUGCCUAGAAUGAGACAAAUGUGGAAAUCCUUAGAACCCCACUUCUCCAACCUUAGUCAGCUAUUCAUUGUCGUAUAAUGUUCGUGGCUGACUUUCUGAUUCCCCUGCCCCCCGCACAAGGGGUAGGAAGGUACCUCGGUACGGGGUACUUAAAGCCGAAGUACACUCAUGUAUAAAGAGCAUCUCAAGUGUAUUGUAUACUUAAUUUCGAAGUCCCCAAUGUUUCUUUUCUCUUCAUAAUAUCCCAAGUGUUGAUAACCUUCACAUCCGUAUUUCCACAAUGUCUAAGGUUGAUAACGAGAUCAAGGGGCGUCUCGCUCUUAUCACAGGUGCCUCCGGAGGUAUCGGCUCCGCAUGCGCUCGAGAUUUAUGGGCUCACGGAGCUUCUCUUGCUCUGACAUGUUUUCGGAACACACAACCUGUGGACGAUCUAGCCGAAGAACUUCGGAAAUUAGAUGGCGAGGGCCGUAAAAUCACCGUCCAUCGUGUUGAUACAGCAUCAGCAGAAGAGAUCGAGAACCUGUUUCGUGAGAUUAAAGAGCAGCACGGCCAAGACGGUCCAGAUAUCCUAGUAUCAAAUGCAGGGUACGGAAAGAGACGAAAUGGUAUAUUGGACGUGAGCUUAGAAGAGUUCGACUACACGAUCAACGUCAACUUGCGAGCCUCGUUUCUUCUCUCUAAACUGAGUAUUCCGCACAUGGAGGCGCAAGGCUGGGGGCGGAUUAUCUUCAUUUCGUCGAUUGCAGCACAAGGAGGGGGUAUUAACGCGUGUCACUAUGCUGCUUCUAAAGCUGGGCUGACCGGUCUGAUGAAGAACUUGGCAAUGAAGCACGGAAAGGUAGGGAUCACCGUCAAUGAUGUUGCUCCCGCUAUGAUUGGAGAGACCGGGAUGAUCCCAGACGAGAAAUACGUCGAGGGUACGCCGGGUGACGUGAAGAACAUUCCGGUUGGACGCCUAGGAACGCCACAAGAAUGCGCAAAUAUUGUUACUAUGAUAUGUAGGACUGGCUACUUAACAGGCCAAAGCAUACUGCUCAGUGGUGGUCUUAAGUAGUUGGUUGGUUCCGAAACGUAUCUUGGUUUUCGUAUGCUUGUUUGAGCUGAUGCGUAUUUGAUACGACCAAUUAAAGGAGAAGCCAGCGAGUCUACUAAUGUAAGCAAUUAUUGCUUGCAUUAUCUUUUCGGAGUAUAUGUUUUAAGGCGUUCCGCAAUAUGCCAAGGUUUCUAGGUAAACUUUCUUAAUCCUGCCCUAUGAACUAUUGUUCUUAUGAAUUGGGGUAUAAAUGGUUUUAUUUGAUAACAGGAAUCGAUAUUUCUCGGCAAACAGCGGCGUAAGUUCCGUUGUGUUUCCCGUGUCGGAGUGGCGAGAUCCGACGCCGGAUACAACGCUCGGCUCCGUGGCGAUUGCCCACCUGGGGAAUUCUCCAGUCGGGUGAUUGUGUAACCUUCACU